AUGGCGCCGAUUUCCUCCUCUCCUCUCCUCUGCUCUGCUCUGCUCUACUCUGCUCCAACCUUCCCUCUCCUUUUGGUGCACGCGGUAGUUGCUGGAAUCUCUGAGCCUGCAAGACCCCGGAUAUUGCUGCUACUAGCACUUGGACUACCAGUUUCUAGUACAAGCAUGUACCAGGAUUUACUGUCCUACCACCCACGGAACGCUGAGCUGGCCUGGCUUAGCUCCGUCAUCCACUUUCUCUCAUCCACUCGUCUGUGGUCUCCGGGCUAUAAUAAGCCAUUGAUGGCAGCCAUCUCGCUGCACCCCUGUCCCCGGCACGCACAUCGCAACCGUCACCAACACCCCUGUGCAGAUACAUUUCGCGGCGGCGUGAAGGGGAACAAGCAACACACUUGGCGGCGCCACCAGCUCCAAGGCCAACCACCUAUGAUGCCGCCGCCCGCCCCUUUUGUCGCCUGUGACCAGUGCCACGUAGGCUGA
Messenger RNA from Trichoderma asperellum CBS 433.97, 480 nucleotides. The record is from RefSeq and is a predicted model, not a curated record. Lineage: Eukaryota; Fungi; Ascomycota; Sordariomycetes; Hypocreales; Hypocreaceae.